GGGAGUACCCCCUGAAUCCUUGUCGCAGUAGCGUGGGCGUGUCAGCAUGCGUCAACCGCAUAAAAUUUUCUCGGCCAUCACAUCCUCAGCAACGCCCCAGGAUUGAAAUGCUCAACCUUGUUCGGUCUAGAACGGGGAGGAAUUUGCCAUCUCGCUCAAUUGCGCUGCAUCGAUGCUAUCACGUAGGCAAAGCCGGCGUGGUCCACACUGCAAUCCGACAAAGUCUACGCAAAUCGAAAGGACAAGGCCUCAGAGCAUCGACUAAGCGGGCUCUUUCUGCAAAUGACCCACGAGAAAAGUACAGAGUGCAACAUGGCCUUCCCAAGUGGGUAGACCCUCCGAGGGACCGUUCUCCGAGAGACGACUAUGACUACGGCCUCGAGAAGAAUUCGCCAACGAAGAGGGCUGGCGGGUCUAUGAAUGGAUGGGGCGAACGCGGAAAGACGAGUACGCGCGACUUCGAGAAGAGAUCCCUAAGGGAGCAGACUACCGAGCCAUGGAUGGGACGGGGGAAACGUACGAAGAAAAGCACGCUUAACUUCGAGAAGAAACCGGCGAGGCAGUGGGAGAUGCGAGGCAAGACGGACACAAGCGACCUACGAAUUCGUCUUGGGAAGAGACUUAUAACAGGCAAGGAAACAGAGGGUGGAGGGCGUGCUGAACGACCGGCACGAUCUGCGGGUCCAUACGAGGACUCGGUUUUCAGAUACUCUGAUCGACGUGAACGAGAUUCAGAUAAUGGCUCACGACCGUUCAGAGCUAGGAAUCACGAAUAUGAAAGGCCGGCACGAUCUGGGCGGUCAUACGAGGAAAGAAAUUCCAAGCAUUUUGGGAGACGCGAACGAGAUUUAGACGAUAUUCCCAGGCAGUCCAGAGGUAUGAAGGAACCUUCUGAGACGACGCGUGACAUUCAGGGGCGAAAUUCUGGAAGAGAUUCUGGAUCUCCAUCGCCUCGUUCCUGGGAACGCCCAAGUGAUGAUCGGUCAUACGGUUCAAGAUCCCGUGAUCGGCCUUCCGAACCAACAGGGGGUGACCUUUAUCCAUCUCUAUCCUUCAAGAGAGGCUCAUCCGGGUCAAAAUUUGGGAACGCAAGCUCGGCAGAUAGAAGACCUUCGGAUAGACCUGCGCGUCAGGGCGAUCCAGAACCUUUCGACCGCAGUCCAAAAUACGGCAGCAAGUUCCCUAGUGCCAAUGUACCGCGUGAUGAGCGUUCUUCGUCCAAUGGCCCGAAAUUUACUCAAGUUGCCGACAAUCGAAUCCCUCUCUCGAUACCAUACACUACGCCUGCGUCCGAAUUCUUAUAUGGAACUUCGGUCGUCGAAUCAGCUUUGAGAUCUCGAGGAGAGCCGCGAAGACAGCUCUACAAAUUAUACAUUUAUACGGGAGAGAACCGCAAGGAUCUUGAUCAAGAUGCUAGGUUAGAGAUAUUAGCAAAGAGAAAUAGUGUUGAAGUAGUCCGAGUUGGGAAUGAGUGGCUUCGUGUUAUGGACAAAAUGAGCGGAGGGCGGCCGCACAAUGGUUAUAUUCUGGAGGCAUCGCCCCUUCCCAGACUCCCUGUCACGGGUCUUGGUCAGCUCAUGACAGUGGAUGGUCAGGAUGGUUUCGAAGUCUCCAUCGGCUACCAGUCUCGAGAAGAAGCUGCAGUCAAUGGCACUUCCAACUUCGUUAAGAUCCAAAGAAAUCGACAUGGAAGGAAGCCUUUGGUUCUCCUACUGGAUAGUAUUGUGGACCCUGGCAAUCUCGGUGGUAUACUUCGGACGGCGGCUUUCCUUGGGGUAACAGCCAUCGCCAUCUCAGCCCGCAACAGCGCAUCUUUCACUCCAGUCGUCCUCAAAGCAUCUGCAGGUGCUUCUGAAGAUGUUACCCUAUUUAUGGUUAACCAACCUGCUGGCUUUAUUGUUGAUUCGAAGAAUGCUGGCUGGAAAGUUUUCGCGGCUGUGGCUCCCGCUAAAAAGCAUGAUCCGGCUAUGCCUGCCUCGAUAUCUACCGAACAGCUGGACGAUCCACUCUCUGAAGACCCUUGUAUCCUCAUGCUAGGCAGUGAGGGUGAGGGCCUCCGUUGGAACCUGAGAACCAAAGCCGAUGUGAACCUGUACAUCGAAGGCUCGCGUCAGAGCCACAAUAUUGACAGCUUGAAUGUCAGUGUUGCUGCUGGAAUAUUGUGCUGUUCCUUUUUGAAGAGAAAGAAACCUAAGGAAGCAGCCCUUAUUCAACAGGAGCAGGAAGCAGAUAAAAAGGUGCCCGAGACGGUCAAGCUCUUCUAGGUUCUGAGAACGACCCUACGGCACUUUAUGGCCAGCUAUCUUCAUUUGUCAUGUACGAGUAGGAAUCCCGAAGGUCAACGCCACUCUUUAUAUCUCGACCAUAUAUGUAUGAGCAGGCCAAUGUUUCUCCUUCCCUUUGGCAUUGCCCAAGAUUUAUUUACCAGUUUCUCGAGACGCGAUCUCGUAGCCGCCCAUCAAGCACGUCAAGGCCACCAGACCAACGCAAAGUUGCGUACCGAUGUAAGCACCCGGGCCGGUUUCACAUUGGCAGCUAGGCCUACAACCUGAGCCGAGUGGAUCUCAAGGUUUAUCCCAUCAGAAUCUUCUUGGCUACGUCCAAUGAAGCUUAGAUAUUUGGGAGAAUGACUAGCUUUCUAGCCUUGAAGGUAGGCUUCACUGUAGCG
Hyaloscypha bicolor E is the source of this 2668-nucleotide messenger RNA. RefSeq lists its product as uncharacterized. Gene Ontology annotation, biological process: rRNA methylation. Bases 108 to 2264 code for a protein of 718 amino acids. The record is from RefSeq and is a predicted model, not a curated record. Gene Ontology annotation, molecular function: RNA binding; RNA methyltransferase activity. The transcript has 2 exons. Gene Ontology annotation, cellular component: mitochondrion. NCBI's taxonomy places the organism in Eukaryota, Fungi, Ascomycota, Leotiomycetes, Helotiales, Hyaloscyphaceae.